CCCAAAGACCAGCCAGACGCGGCUGAUAUUUAUCCAGGGACUGUUUUUCAUCUUUUGAAAAUAUGGAAAUAUUUGUUUUCCUAUUUUCCUUGACGGCCCUCGGGGUUCUCUAUACUAUGAACAAUGUUCCGGAGUUGCAAGAACCCUAUGUCAUCUUGCAGGUCGGGGCUGGAGUGCUGGUGUUUGUGUUUCUAGUGUACCUCCUGAUGGCAUGGCGUAACCCACCCAAAGACCUCCUAUUCUUCGCGUUUGCAGUUUUCUCCUUUACGUGUGUCAUCGACCUUGUAAGUGCCCUACAACAUGACGGCUGGAUCACUGGAUUCAUGGAGUUUUACCAGAAAGCGGGGGAGCCGUACCUGGGAACAGCCUACGGCAUCAUGAUGUGCUAUUGGGACGGAAUCGUGCACUUCAUCCUGUACCUGUUCAUGAUCUGCCGCAUCACUGAGAGGAAGGACUAUCGCAUUAUGGGGCUCUUCUGGGCUGGCUCUCUGCUGGCUAACAUGAGUAUCUUUGUCACCGGAAUCGUUGUAGGUAAACAAGGGUCAGAUAUUCGCCCUGCCUUCUGGCUCAACAUGCCCUUCCUGCUGGUGCCUGUAUGGGGGGCUAUCUCAGUCUUCACCAGCGCAAAGUCCAAGCAGCUGACUGGUGGAUACAACGCCAUGUUCGUACAGUGCAUGAGGCUGAUCUGGCGUCCUCAGGACUUGAUGCUGGUGCUAUUGGCGCUGGCUGCCAUGGCCUUCACCAUCUUCAGGGGCCUGGUGGCUCUUGACGCCCCCCUGGAGGCCUGUACCAUCUACCUCAAGCAGUACGAGCCCUACCUGAAGGACCCCGUGGGCUACCCCAGGGUUAUGAUGCUGCACUUCCUGUUUUACGGCGUGCCCCUCCUGGGGGCGCUGGUGUACGGCCUCGUGGAGCCCGGCUGCAACUGGAUGCCUGACCUCAGCGUGUUCUUCGCCGGAGCCAUGGCCCAGUGCCAGUUUGCCCAUAUGGGAGGCUCCCUCCACUCGCGUACAAUGGCUCCCUAUCGUAUCCCUGGAGACGCCUUCCUGGUUGUCAUGGCUGCCAACCUGGUGUACGUGGCCAUCCCUCAGAUCAUCGCCAUGCGCUGCACCGAAAACCCCAACUUCUUCCUCACUGUGUCCUCCUUCCCAGGUCAGACAGGGCUGCCCUACAGCAAGGAGAAAGACACCUUGAUAACCAACAAGAUUAAGAGCUCUUGAAUGGGAAUCGUUCGUAAAGUAUACUGCAUGAGACCCAUGUGCUUACCCACACAGCCUUUAAUCAAUACAGAGGAAACACAGGAGCGGUGAAGUGAAACGAAUCUUCUUUGCUUGUUAAGACGUGAUUAUCGCAGAUCAGUACAUUUACAUUUAGACCUUU
Messenger RNA from Hypomesus transpacificus, 1380 nucleotides. It is a transcript of the gene tm6sf2b, whose product is annotated as transmembrane 6 superfamily member 2b. The record is from RefSeq and is a predicted model, not a curated record. The coding region runs from base 63 to 1220 and encodes 385 amino acids. The transcript has 11 exons. Gene Ontology annotation, biological process: lipid homeostasis; regulation of lipid metabolic process. NCBI's taxonomy places the organism in Eukaryota, Metazoa, Chordata, Actinopteri, Osmeriformes, Osmeridae. Gene Ontology annotation, cellular component: endoplasmic reticulum membrane; endoplasmic reticulum-Golgi intermediate compartment membrane.